Cyphellophora attinorum is the source of this 786-nucleotide messenger RNA. Its product is annotated as Thiamine pyrophosphokinase. Bases 1 to 786 code for a protein of 261 amino acids. The transcript has a single exon. Gene Ontology annotation, molecular function: thiamine diphosphokinase activity; thiamine binding; ATP binding. The record is from RefSeq and is a predicted model, not a curated record. NCBI's taxonomy places the organism in Eukaryota, Fungi, Ascomycota, Eurotiomycetes, Chaetothyriales, Cyphellophoraceae. Gene Ontology annotation, biological process: thiamine diphosphate biosynthetic process; thiamine metabolic process.
AUGACCAACACGUACUGGCGGCCCAGCAGCCUGCUUGGCAACCGCAAUGGCCCUGCUGCUGACCCAGCGUAUGCAGUACUUGUCUUAAACCAACCGAUAAAUGAGAAUGCAUUCAAAUCUACGGUUGAGGGAGCUUCUAUGCUAGUCUGUGCAGAUGCCGGUGCGGAUAGGCUGAGGAACCUCAGGACUGACCAAAACUGGCGACGACCUGAUGCCAUUGUUGGGGAUCUAGAUUCAGUCACGCCAGAGACUAUUACUUAUUACAGAGGCAAAGGCGUCACUAUCGUGAAGGAACCGGAUCAAUACUCAACAGAUUUCACGAAGGCAUUGAGAUGGAUCGAGCAGGAAUGGAUACAGCGAACUGAGCAUCUGGACAUACCGCCAUUGGAUGUGGUCGUCCUAGGUGGCCUCGGUGGACGUGUCGACCAAGGCUUCUCACAGAUUCACCACUUGUAUCUUGCCCAUAACGACACUAGUCUCCUCUCAGGUCGGAUCUAUCUGCUCUCGGAGCAGAGCCUGACGUUCGUGCUCGGCGAAGGACCGAAUACGAUUGACAUAGAGCCAGGCUACUUUGCCGAGAAUGUUGGCAUCAUCCCCAUACUUGGUCGCUGCCACCUGACCACGAGAGGCCUGGAGUGGGAUGUGGAGAAUUGGCCAACAGAUUUUGGCGGCCAGAUGAGUACCAGCAACCACAUCCGUGCGUCCACCAUAGAGAUCUCCUUCACCGGUCCUAGGCCACUCUUCACACUAGAGCUUACAGCACUCCUGACUGCCACUGGUUCCUGA